Cladocopium goreaui is the source of this 717-nucleotide messenger RNA. The record is from the annotation of a GenBank genome assembly. Lineage: Eukaryota; Dinophyceae; Suessiales; Symbiodiniaceae.
CUUCAUUACAAGUGCGUAGCUGCUUCUCAGAUUCACGCGGCUGGGUUUGAGUGUGACACUUUCAGAGAUGAAAGGAGGCUUGACGCUUGAAGGAUGGUGUGAAGAGGCACUCGGCCAAUGGAAGAGGAAGCUUGGUCCAGAUGGAGAGGUGAAAAUCGAGCGAGAAUCACCUAGCGUUGUGUCCUGCGUCCUGUCGCUCCUACUGACAGUAGUUCUGCUGUGUGCAACUGCCGCAGCUUUUGUAGACUACCCACUCACAGACACAAUGCAGGACUGGUGGAGCACCCCGCAGAGCGGGGCCCGGACCCCGGACGGGGCACCGGUCCUGGCGACGGAUGCCAACACGGCGGACGAGGUUGAAGCGCCUCGAGGAGGCGUACUAAUGUUGGUGCUCGGUGGAAUCACAACAUUGCAGCUGAUCGUGCUGAUUUUAGCCAUGAACUUCUGUGUGCAGGAUAAACCUGAGGAAGGAAAGAUGGAAGAAGAGGGACAAAUUGCGAGGAAGCCCACAUCCAAAGAGGAGGAGCUACGGUCCUCGUGAGAUCUCAUGGCAUCGUAUGGCAGCUCCAGGUCAGAGUGCCUGGGGUGUCAUGGCAUGGCAUGUGUCGCAUGUGUCAUGCCAUGUCUCCCUCUGCUCAAAUUUUCCAGUACAGAGGUUGAGCAUGGCUUAAUCUACCAUGGCAAUCGUUCUUGGAUGUGGUUUCAAGCAAAUCUUUG